GAAUGCGCAGUGUGUUCAACAUGCAAAUCAUAUUUGGUGUUGAUGAUACACAAACAGUCGUACAACAUUCACAUUGGCCACGCGUCUUCAUCUUGUUAUUGUCCACACCAAACCUAAAAGACCAAAUUAACGUGUCGGUCAAUCUUUCACCACAAACAUCCUCAAUAGUCAGUUUGAGAGGCUCUCGGAAGCCAAUUGGUCCUGUCAAAGGUGGUGCAAAGACGCCACAGUUUAUACCUAUAUCAAUGCCUAUGCUCUUCAAACCAACAAACCCUCCGAUUGUAGCAGCAGGUACAAACUACUUCCUAGGAUAUGCGGUGCUAAGUACAAUUAUUUGCAAUUUGCAGUUGAGAAAUUACAUGGGUAACAUUCAGCAGCUCAAUUACGCCACAGUCCUGUUGACUGCGGAUGCUGUAACUCCCGCGACAGCAGCAGCAACCCACUUGCUUGCUAUCUUCAAAAACAAUACUAUGAGAGCUUUGACUCUGAUCUCACCUAUUUCGAAAGCUCUUGAUGAGGCAGAAAGUUGAUGUACAUCUUGGAACCGGAUUUGUCGCCGUAAAGAGUUUUGAGUGACACCAAUGACAUUGAUCA
This is a messenger RNA of Botrytis cinerea B05.10, 594 nucleotides long. RefSeq lists its product as hypothetical. The transcript has a single exon. The record is from RefSeq and is a predicted model, not a curated record. Lineage: Eukaryota; Fungi; Ascomycota; Leotiomycetes; Helotiales; Sclerotiniaceae. Bases 21 to 530 code for a protein of 169 amino acids.